This is a messenger RNA of Leptidea sinapis, 2131 nucleotides long. Its product is annotated as transcription termination factor 5, mitochondrial-like. The transcript is spliced from 8 exons. Lineage: Eukaryota; Metazoa; Arthropoda; Insecta; Lepidoptera; Pieridae. Bases 265 to 1986 code for a protein of 573 amino acids. The record is from RefSeq and is a predicted model, not a curated record.
UGAAACUAUAAUUUUGUUAUUCGUAUUUUUUGUGCUAUCAUUAGGUAUCGAAAUAUAAAAUCCAAAUAAUAAAUAUACAAAAUUGAAGAUUAUUAACAGACCGUUUUGUGACAAUAAAUUUAAACUUUAAGUCUUAUAGAUAAUGAUGAUAUACUAUUUAUUUAUUUUAUAAUAACUAUACACGCUAACUAUUUGAAUUUUGAAUCCGUGUACAUACAUUAUCUAGAUGAGACGUUCAAGUAAUUUUUUUGACUACAAAUACCUAUGCUUUACAUACAUGGACAGUUCACAUUGAAUGAAUUAGUGUCCCACUACAUAAUAAAAUGUGCUCACUGUUCUCUUGAUACAGUUAAUUCAAUGAUGCGACUGAAGAUUCCUGGUAUAUCUUUUACACGAAUUUUGCAUUUUAAAAAUCAAUUUUGGUCUGAUAGCCAAUUAAAAAAUGUUAAAAGACAAUAUAGUUCUGCAACACCUUUUGCACAAUUAUAUCAAAAAGUAACAGGAGAAAUAAUACCAAGUGAAUAUCUCAAAAAAGUGAAACAAAAAGAACCACACAUUGAAAGUAUAUCUUGGGAUCAGUUGCAAUGUACACUUGAUAUUAUAAAGAAGUUUGGUAUUACAGCUGAAGAUGCUUGUCAUAACCCUCACUUAUUUUGCAUGAACCCAAUAUCAAUGGACAACUAUGGGGAGAUUCUUAAAGAAUGUGGUUUUAUUAAAAUUUCACCCGAACAUAUCAUCAGAUAUAACACAAUCGUGAAGUCAAGAACGGUCGCUUUCUUAAAAAAGAAUGGCCUUCUUAAUACGAAUUCAAAUUUGGAAGAAGUUCUUCUGGAGUUAUUGAAGGAAUGGCCUGAUAAUGAAAAAUAUUUAAAACAUUUUCCAGAUGCAACAUCAAAUAUAUUAACCAUACGAAUGAGUGUCUUGGAGAGAUAUCUUAAGUGGAGACUAGCGAUCACCAAUGAAGAUUUUCAAAAGUAUUGUAAAAAUUAUUUACCAUUGAGACAUAGGCCCCUGUGCGACAUUGUGCAGUCCAUAGACAUUGCAAGAGAUACAUUGAAGUUGGAUGACAGCACUGUUAGAAGAAACGGUUUCCUUAUAUCCUGUGAUCCACUCAAUACCUUACUUAUCUUAGAGAAAGUGGACACCUUAGCAGGAUACGAUAUUAAGGACGCUAUAAAGUUGGAGCCAAGCAUUUUAAAAAAUAACUGCAACUCGCUUUUGGAGAUCAAAAAACUUCUAGAGGAAUAUCAAAUAUCAGAAGACGCACAAAAAAGAUGUCUACGGAUAUUCUGCUUGAGUCCUAAGGCUAUUAGAGAAAGAUUUGAAGAACUUAUCAAUACUAAAGAAUACCAAGUAUUAGCAUCCAAUCCCAGGGUGCUGACGUUGAUAGUUUACAAGAGGAAGAUGCUGCGAAGAUUGUCCAAAAUAAACGUGUCUAAGAAACAAUGCUUCAGCCUGAAUCAUCUCAUAUCUGCUGACAGUGUAUUUGAUGUGUACCUCAGCAGUUUCGGUAACAAAACAUGUGGCAGCGAUAUCGCGAUACUCAUGAACGCGGCGUUACAAGGCCGCAACUCAAACGACAAAGCAGUGUUAAAAGGACUUAAGAGACACAAGUACUGGUUGCACACUCCCCUGCAGGUUCUUCAUGAGAAUAUUGUAAUGUUGAAGAAGAAUUUCACGGAUGACGUCAUACUACGACACUCCCAGCUACUCCUGUAUCCCGCGUCAGAAAUAGAGAGACACAUAAGUUUUAUAAGAAAGUUGAGAGACGGCGUUACGAGCGUCACGGAACACGGCCACGCGAUGGAGCUCGGUCACAUCGGCCUGGAUUAUACCCGACUGACAGACGGGCAGGUGCUCAGCCUGGUGCUGUACGAGAUAGAGAAGAGCUUCCACUUCAGCGGCGACGGGAUAUGGAGCAAGGACGCCAAGGAACAGAGUUUACAUUUGAAACAGCAACACUUACGGAACGCUAAUUCUAUUUGAUCUCCGCUAAAGACAAUAAUUUUAUAUAACUGUUAUGGUUUAUACUCGCUAAACGAAACAGUCAGUGUAAAGAAAACACCUGCUGUGUUAUAACAAAAAGUUAAACAUGUGUUGAACACUUGUUUUAAUAAAGUUCUGUUACAAA